AUGAAAUCUUUUCUUCUAUACACAGCACUAGCAGCAUUUCCAUUGACUGUCUCUGGAUUUCCACGGGUUGCUCAGGAAGCUGCCCUUCAAUUGUCACGCUCAGUGGGUGCAGUACCUAGAAGCAACGGGAAGCGAGCAGUAAUGUUCGACCCUGCUGCUCAGUUGGUGGAUGUCACUGGAGCGCAUGCGUUCACACCACCUGAUUUUGAUGCUGGAGAUCAGAGAGGACCAUGUCCAGGACUGAAUGCGCUGGCAAAUCAUAAUUACCUGCCUCAUGAUGGUGUGGCUGCGUGGAUCGAUAUUUUCAAUCAAACAGUGUCAGUGUACGGCUUGGGCGAAGAUAUUGCGGCCUUUCUCGCAGUUUACGGUGCAAUAUUCGAUGGAAGCAUUGUUUCUCUGGACCCAGGGUACUCAAUCGGAGGUCCAACAUCGUUGGACGAGAAUAUUCUCGAGGGCCUUGGUAUACUCGGUACUCCUCAAGGUCUCUCUGGUUCCCACAACAAAUACGAAUCGGAUGCCUCCUCGUGCCGUUACGAUUUAUACACUGGAGGAAAUGACUACAAGUUGAUAUCUCUCAACAUGUUCUUGAAAUCUGUGAACGAGAACCCGCAGUUCUUCUACGCACCCUUCGCAGGUGUAAUCGCUUCGACAGGCGGUUUCAGCUUUCCACCACGAAUGAUGUCCAACAAGAGCGCCGAAUACCCCGACAAUGGUAUUCUUGACAAGGAGGUCCUCAAGUCCUUCUUCAGCAUUUCAGGGCCUGAUGACGACCUGACCUACACCUAUGGACAUGAACAGAUUCCGGCAAAUUUCUAUCGACGCGCCAUCGGCAACGAGUACAUCUUUGCCGAAUUUCUCGAAGACACUGCCAUGUUUGCCAGCUAUUUCCCCGAAAUGAUCAGUAUUGGCGGCAACACAGGCACUGUUGAUUCUUACGCUGCUAUUGAUCUUGGUAAUCUUACAGGGGGAGUUUAUGAGGCCACGACUCUGCUGGAGGGCAAUAAUCUUGCCUGUUUUGUUUUCGAGAGUCUACUAGCCGCUGCACCAGAUGUGUUGAAGGGUGGCUAUAGUGAUCCAAGCGGGCCAAUGAGCACACUUCUUGAUAAUGUCAACACACUGAUUGGGAAUUAUGCUUGCCCGACAAUUGAGUCGUUGAAUGAGGGACAGUUCGCAGAUUAUCCUGGUGCGCAGACGACCUCUACUGGUGGUGGUAUCUUGUAG
Messenger RNA from Mollisia scopiformis, 1221 nucleotides. Its product is annotated as putative aromatic peroxygenase. Gene Ontology annotation, molecular function: peroxidase activity. NCBI's taxonomy places the organism in Eukaryota, Fungi, Ascomycota, Leotiomycetes, Helotiales, Mollisiaceae. Bases 1 to 1221 code for a protein of 406 amino acids. The record is from RefSeq and is a predicted model, not a curated record. The transcript is spliced from 3 exons.